GCAUAUCCAAAUACAAUUUAUUUUAAACAAAAGACAAAAUAAAUAUACUCUGCAUCACAUCUCCACACACCAUUUUCUCUCGCCAUGGAUUUCGUCACCAUUUCAUUAGCCCUACUGUUUGCGGUGGCCGUAGGCUACGGCCUGAAAAAACUCUCCGGCGGCGGCAAAAACCUACCUCCGGGACCGAACCCACUGCCGCUCAUCGGCAGCCUCCACUUGCUCGGCGACCAACCCCACAAAUCACUCACUCGCCUCUCCAAGAUUUACGGCCCAAUCAUGCACCUCCGCCUCGGCUUCGUACACACGGUGCUGGUUUCCUCCGCCGCCAUGGCGAAGGAGGUUAUGCAAAACCACGACCUCGUAUUUUCCGGCAGGACUGUUCCCGACGCAAUCCGGGCCCACGACCACUCCAGCUACUCCGUCAUCUGGCUUCCGGUGGCGGCGAGGUGGCGCAGCCUCAGAAAAACCAUAAACUCCAACAUUUUCUCCGGCAACAGCCUUGAAGGAAACCGGCAACUCCGGCAUAAGAAGGUGGAGGAGCUCAUCGAAUACUGCAGGACCAACAGUCAGUCCGGCACCGCCGUGGAUGUGGGCGGCGCCGCCUUCAGGACAUCGUUGAAUAUACUUUCGAACACGAUUUUCUCUAGAGAUUUGACCGAUCCUUUCUCCGAUUCCAGCAAGGAAUUCAAGGAGCUGAUAUGGAAUAUGAUGGUGGAGGCCGGAAAACCCAAUCUGGUUGAUUUUUUCCCUCUUCUUCGGAAAUUUGAUCUGCAAGGGAUACGGCGGCGUAUGACUGUUCAUUUUGGGAAGGUAAUCGAUCUUUUCAGUGAUUUGAUCGAUGAGAGGUUGGAAAAGAUGAAAUCCGGCGAAUAUGAUCCCACCGGCGAUGUGAUUGACGUACUUCUCGCCGCCGGCGAGAAAAACCCGGAAGAGAUUGAUCGGAUUCACAUCGAACGCAUGUGUUUGGACUUAUUCGCCGCCGGAACUGAAACAACUUCGAGCACGGUGGAGUGGGCUAUGGCGGAGGCGCUGAAAAACCCAGAGACGAUGAAGAGGGCCAAAGCCGAGCUGGCGGAAGUCAUCGGCGCCGGAAAAAUCGUAGACGAAGCGGACAUACCGCGGCUGCCUUAUCUGAGAUGCAUGCUGAAGGAAACCCUCAGAAUCCACCCGCCGGCGCCGUUCCUGAUUCCUCGCCGGGCGGAGCGAGACGUCGUCGUUUGCGGAUACACGGUGCCGGAGAACUCACAGGUUUUCGUCAACGCCUGGGCGAUCGGGAGAGACCCGGAAAUCUGGGAGGAGCCGUUGGUAUUCAAACCGGAGAGGUUCCUGGAAUCGGAAGUUGACUUCCGGGGAAGGGAUUUCGAGCUGGUUCCGUUCGGCAGCGGGAGGAGGAUUUGCCCUGGAUUGCCGUUGGCCGCCAGGGUGUUGCCGGUGGUGGUGGGGUCUCUUUUGAAUUCGUUCGAUUGGAAAAUUGAAGGUGGGGUUACGGCGGCGGAAUUGAACAUGGAUGAGAAGUUUGGGAUCACGUUGCAGAGGGCCCAUCCCCUCCGAGCAGUGCCCGUUCCUCUGUAAGGCCGCCGGAAUAUUCGAUUUGCAGUUAGAGCGGGCCCACAUUUCCGGCGAACGGUCAUCCCAAUAAGUCAAUGGCUCCAUCUAUCAAGAAUAUAAUUUAAUUGAUAUUGUCUAGUAAUAUAAUCUUUCAUUUUCUAAUUUUACCUGCUCUGUAAUAAUUUAAUUUAGGGGUCACUUUAAUUAUAAUUAUUAUAUUAAAAAGAAGGGAUAAUUAGUGAAAACCCCCAAUACAUUUGAGUAUAUUAUGAUGGAUAUAAUCUCAUUUAGCAUAUUAGUGAAAACCCCCCAAUUUCA
Molecule: messenger RNA, 1866 nt
Organism: Erythranthe guttata (spotted monkey flower)
Lineage: Eukaryota; Viridiplantae; Streptophyta; Magnoliopsida; Lamiales; Phrymaceae
Product: geraniol 8-hydroxylase
Molecular function (GO): oxidoreductase activity, acting on paired donors, with incorporation or reduction of molecular oxygen; monooxygenase activity; iron ion binding
Source: RefSeq, a predicted model, not a curated record